Messenger RNA from Heterobilharzia americana, 771 nucleotides. Lineage: Eukaryota; Metazoa; Platyhelminthes; Trematoda; Strigeidida; Schistosomatidae. The record is from the annotation of a GenBank genome assembly.
AUUUCCUCCAAUUAUCCUCAUUACUAGGGUCAAAUAAAAUCAUGGACCGUAUUCUUCAUCCAAAAUGCAUGUGUUACUAGGAGACAAAAAUGUUUAUUUGAAGUAUAAAUCUUUGUCUUCAGAAAAUGAAGCGUAGCCAUAAUCACCGAAGGUUCACGUGCACCCAGCAGCCUCUCUCAGUCGCAAAAAUCUAGAUUGAAUUUGAACACACUCAACACGAUUAAAAAUACUCAUAGUGGACUUUAUUUUAACUGCUAAACGACAUUUAAAAGAAGAUAUGGAAAACGUAUCAAACAAGAUAUCACCUUUUUUUACUAGACUUUUCAAUAAUCAAUUAUUGGACCGUAUACUGGGUAUAGAAGAUAGUGUUAAUCAACCAAAUGAUCCUUAUUACCGCACUAAUUCGCAUGACAUUUCUAGGAACAAUAAUAAUGACUGUGAAACUCAGAAGAAUCCCACUUCUGGUGUACCAGAUUUCCAGUAUCACACACAAAGCAGAUAUUUACAAGGACGACAUUUAGGUAGAUUAAAUCCAUCUUUGUACCUAAGCCAAGAAACAGAGGACCUUUACGAAGUUCCGCCUGGACACAUUGGUAGAGUAUGGUUUUCCAUCAGCUACAAUAAAGUAAUGGAAUUACUAAAAGUUACCAUACAUAAAGCUAGAAACCUACGUCAAAUUAGUACAACUUCAAGUUUACAGUUCACUGGAUCUCCGACUGACCAAUCAGGAACAAGCGCUGAUGAAACAUCACAAUGGAUUACCGAAUAAAG